Uranotaenia lowii is the source of this 2743-nucleotide messenger RNA. Its product is annotated as PDZ and LIM domain protein Zasp-like. Gene Ontology annotation, molecular function: actin binding; muscle alpha-actinin binding. Gene Ontology annotation, biological process: muscle structure development; actin cytoskeleton organization. The transcript is spliced from 10 exons. The record is from RefSeq and is a predicted model, not a curated record. Lineage: Eukaryota; Metazoa; Arthropoda; Insecta; Diptera; Culicidae. Bases 246 to 2051 code for a protein of 601 amino acids. Gene Ontology annotation, cellular component: stress fiber; Z disc; filamentous actin.
GGCCUAGAAGGCCACUGCGAGGCCGGUGAAAGUGAUCAUCAUCCAACCCAUUCACGGAAGUUUCGUUCUCACUAAUCAGCAGCACGUUGAACGGGAAAGUUGGUGAAAAUCAGGCGGCGUUACAGUUCGAUUUCAUUAGCUGGCUUUAAAAAGAGGGAACAAAUUCUAUCACAAAUUUGAGGAAACAAGGAUCAAUUCUUGAGACUUUGGUCGUUUUGGUUGUGAUAAUUACCGUUAAAGCCAAAAUGGUUUUGGAUAUAGCUGUUUCCAGGUUGGAUAAUACGACUCCAUUCGGAUUUAAGCUGGUUGGAGGAGCGGAUUUUGAUGUCCCACUACAGGUUGUGAAAAUACUACCAGGAAGCAUAGCCGAGGCUGUCGGUAUGCACGUUGGAGAUGUCGUAGUGCGCAUUAACGAUAUACCGACUGGCAAUCUAUCGUACUACGAUGCUCAUCAGCUGAUGGCUUAUGCCGGUAAUCAUUUUGUGCUGGGUAUUAUGAGAGCACGUGAGGUGCCACCAGAGCAGAGGGCUGUUAAGGAGAGAACACCGAGUGUUGAAGUAGAAUAUAUCAACACAUCCCCAAAACCAUUCUGGACACCCAACGCAAAUGUCGCUCUAACAGCAGAGGAAAAGGAGAUUGAAGAGAAAAUACCAGACGCUGCCAUUACGGACGAACAGAUUGCGGAGAUUUUGUCCGGUGAAGCUGAGGUUCUGAAAAAGCACAACAUUAUUGGAGUAAAUUUCAACAAAUUGAUACCAACAUCUGGCGUUUUCAAACAAAGCGAGGUAUUCAAAACACUCAACAGUGAGCUUGUGCAGUCGGAAGAAGACAAGAAGUGGACGACGUUCAUGCAAAAACCGUCACGCCCGAUACCGAAAUCGCGAGAGGAGAUACUACGUGAGAAGAAUCCCCCCAAGGAACGCUAUCAGGUACGAAUCGUAAAGCAGCCGAAACCGAAGACCGCUCCCGAUUAUAAGCCACCCAAAUCGCCGGAACCAGUGCCAGAACCGGAACCCAUCCCGUUGUACGACGAAUACAUGAACGAGCGAGCAGAAGCUGAAGUGGAAACCAUCAAAACGCUCGAAGCAGAACCUGUUAUGGAAAACCCAGCAGGAACGACAGAAAGCCCAGCAAGUGAAUCCGAAGAGGAAACCUCUGAGGAAUUCCGCUCUCAGCUGGAAAAUGUUCAAAAGCAGUUGGAGGCCUUAUCAAGCCUACCGAAUACGAUUCAACUAACGAUCGCUGCACUGACGGAGCAGUUGGCCGCUCUUGCACAACCGAAACGAAAAUCAAAAAGCGUAACUCCUCGUCCAGAAGAGAGUUCAGCAGAAGUAAAUGUAGCUGCCGAAGCCGCUUCGGAUAUUAUUCCGGAAGUAGAGGAAACGUUUGAGGUUUCUGAGUAUAAGGGAGAAGACCAGCAAGAUGGUGAACAGUCUUCUGGUUCGGAAGAAGGGGAACACAUUCUCUACACCGAGGAGCAAUUGGAGAAGCUACAACAAAGAAUGAAAGAACACGACAUCGAGUGGACCGACCAGAACGACAAGAGCUCGGAAGAAUCCUCACAGACAGGUGGAUCCAGUAGUGACACCCAUACGGCGAUGCAGAACGAACUGAAAAUGCAAGUGGUCAAGAAGAAGAAGAAGCACGUUAGCGCAUUUGGGCCUCUGACUCCACAGGAACGGCCCAUCUUUCUGCCAGGCGGACGCAAAUGGCGCAACGCCAAGGACGCUUUCAAUGAACAGUUCAUCGCUGAGGUGAUCAGUUCCCAGGCAGAACUGAUCCAGGGCACUACGCUAGGGUGCUAUUACGAAAGCCCUCAUCUCGGUUAUGACGAUAGGGUUAACUUUUUGAAGUACCAGCAACCGGAGAAAGAUCUUAGCUUCAUCAAGGAUAGCGAGGUGUACAAGUUGGUUCACGAUCAGAACCCGCCAAAAUCUGGCAUCGAACUGCGCCCGGAACUGGUAGUGGCCGAGGAAGAUGUGCGAAAGGUAAUGCAUGACGAAACCAUUUUCCAACCCCGCAAAGAUCGGGUGUUUCUAUUCUCAAAUUAAUCAUCUGACUCAUAUCCUAAUACCCCGAUUUCUUCCUGUACCUAUACGUGAUCAUCCAUUCUUCUUUUCAUCUCGCAAAUCUCGUCAUUGCAUCCAUAAAAUGAUUGGCUCACGUGAUUCGGAUGCACAUCUGCCCCGGCUUUACCUCCAACGUUUCCGGAUUUGGCUGCGGUUCUGUUCCCGAUGGCCCGAUGCACGUGAUGGCUCGCUAAUCAAAAACAAAUACAAAAUAUCGAAUUCCAAAAAUAUCCUUGCACACAGUGUGCAAUGCCGUGUUGAGUGAGGUCCUUUUCCGAAAGUUUGUGCAUAUUGUACGCGAGUUGUUGUUUUCGAUUUCUGCCUUGGAAACAAAGCUUCAACUGUUUUAUUUAUACAAUACCCAUCAUUUACUUAGUAAGGUCAGGUGAUCAGAUGAUUAAGUUUUGCUUGCGUUUUGGCUGGCUCACCCACAUAAUUGGGAAUAUAGAGCAUCGACAAGUUUAGGUUUAGGUUGAACUGUUAACUUAGUUAGGCGUUUCAUUAAAUCACAUGUUUAGUUGUUCUUGGUUGGAUUUUAGUUGGUUCAUUUCAUAAUUCAUGUGCUCACCGUCUCCAGUGACUGGUGAGACAGCUGUUAACUUUAAAAUUGUUUACUUUUGUCCGCAAUAUUAUACUGUUAAACUAUGUUAAAGUCGAAUAAACAUUGAAAAUGA